Messenger RNA from Eimeria mitis, 1185 nucleotides. RefSeq lists its product as uncharacterized. Lineage: Eukaryota; Apicomplexa; Conoidasida; Eucoccidiorida; Eimeriidae. Bases 1 to 1185 code for a protein of 394 amino acids. The transcript has 10 exons. The record is from RefSeq and is a predicted model, not a curated record.
AUGGCUUGCGGCGUGGACUAUACAUUUGCAGUCAACUUGAAAAACCCUAUAUGCACAUUGCUGAGGACAUCUGCUAUCCCCAUCGCCGAAGCGCUCUGUGCAGCGGGCCUGCAGAGAGAAGAUUGGAUACUUGUCCUCAUAUCUUUGGGCUGGGGCGGCGUCUUUGCGGGCGCUGCUGCUUUCAACGCGUGGCGCUCCGCUACGCGAGAAUCACGUCACCCUUACUUGGAACAAACGAAGUCGAUGCUGCAGUCCAACGAGGCAGUGGUGGAGUAUCUGGGGACGCCAUUGGAGGUGAAAGCUGUCGAGGAACACACCGAGACAUUUGCUCCGUGGAAAAGGCUCGUGCUGCUACUCAGGGGCCCCAAGGGUUGUACGCGGGCUUUUGUCUGCGCACGCCGCGUCGGCUACAGCGAGGAGGACCUUGUGGAGAAAUUCACCGAGGAGGAAGAAGGGGCGUGGUGGAGCAGGCCAUACAUCUUGAAGCAGUGGCUGCUGCAGACUAUCGGCGACGCGUGGGAAUUAUUUCAGCUGCUCUUUGCGUCAAGAGGUACAGAAGGCAGGGAGCGGUCCGAGGGCGUGGGAGAGUGGGAAGUGACCUCUUUGUUCGUGUUGGCGCCUCAAAAUCCACUGGGAGAUGAUGCAGAGACGCGGACGAAUGAUGCAGAGGCGCAGACAAAAACACCACGAGUUAUUGUAUGCAAGGGUAUCCCUGCGGAUAACCCUGACUGGUGUAACUCUCCUCUCUUCGAUUUGUCAACCAUUUUAUUACAGUGGGUCAUUCACCACCGCCACCUGCACCAGCUCACUGCUCGUCAUCUGGAAGACGCACUUAAGAAGAGAAACCCCCCUUCAGCAUGCGUCUCAAACAAAGACAAACGAGCCUGGGCGCCGCAACUGCGCCUGCGGUACUUCACGGGGCAACUGUCUCGCGAGGCUAUAGACGGCGUGGCACAUCUCGAGAUCCAAACUGAAGAAGACGCAAGGGGGGAUCCUGACUUCGCCGACAUGCUGCAAUGCGAGUUGCGCCUGCAAGCCCGUCGGCCUUCUCCUUCAAGCCCUUUCGUUGCUUUCGAGAGCACUCUGUCGAUGAUUCAGGAGCCUCCAGAUGGUGAUCCGCCCUUCCCUGUGGUGCAGACGUUCGCCUUGGACCCCAAAGCACUCGCCGUACCUGCGGAGGCUUAG